AUGAGAACCUCAACGCUAGCCUUCGCCUCUGCUGGCACCAUCAUUACCGGCCUUCUCGCUUAUGCCGUGUACUUCGACCACAAGAGACAGACGGACCCCGAAUUCCGGAAAUCAUUGAAGCGUAACAACCGACGACUGGCAAGGGCUGUCAAGGAAGAGGUGGAAGCCCAGGGAGCUCAACAACGCGAAAGCAUCAAGAAGGCUCUCCAGCAGGCGAAGGAGGAAGGUUUCCCCACCGAUCUCGAGGAGAAGGAGGCGUACUUCAUGGGUCAAGUCGCUAAGGGCGAGGGCCUUUGCUCCGAAGGUGCAGACAAGGUCGAUGCUGCAUUGGCCUUUUAUAAGGCACUUAAGGUCUACCCUCAGCCCAAGGACCUGAUCUCCAUAUAUGACAAGACCGUCCCCAAGGAGGUGUUGGAGGUCCUUGCUGAAAUGGUCGCCAUGGAUCCUGCCCUCAAGCUCGGCAGUUUCACUGGCGAAGGUGGCAGUGCUGCUGACCACCACGGCGUUGAGUAA
Messenger RNA from Aspergillus puulaauensis, 513 nucleotides. Its product is annotated as TOM complex receptor protein TOM20. Gene Ontology annotation, biological process: tRNA import into mitochondrion; protein import into mitochondrial matrix; protein targeting. Gene Ontology annotation, cellular component: mitochondrial outer membrane; mitochondrial outer membrane translocase complex. Gene Ontology annotation, molecular function: transmembrane protein transporter activity. The transcript is spliced from 3 exons. Lineage: Eukaryota; Fungi; Ascomycota; Eurotiomycetes; Eurotiales; Aspergillaceae. Bases 1 to 513 code for a protein of 170 amino acids. The record is from RefSeq and is a predicted model, not a curated record.